UUAAUAUUUAUUAGCCGGGUAGGCAACUCGUCAACAGCUUUUACCCUAAUAUUUAAUUAAUUGUUGAAUUUAAAACACAAACUAUUAUUUUUUUUUUAAUCUACAAAACAAGUUCAGUACUUUGUUCAAUCAAAUACAUAUUAAUAAUUAUUAUAUUAUUUAUUUCAUUUAAUUUAACGGUAAGACGCACUCGAAUGUCUCUCUUUCUGGUGAAAAGGUGUAUAAAACAGAAUUACAACCGCAAUAUCGUAAUAAUUGUCUAGACAGUACAGCGUGUGAACGUGAAAAUUUUUAGUAAAAAAUAAAAUGACAGAGGAACACAGUAACUUUUAUAUGGAAAAAGAACUCCUGUCUCCAUACCACCACAUCCAGCAAGUGAAGGGAAAGCAGAUGCGCAUCAAGAUCAUCCUCGCCUUCAACCACUGGCUGCAGGUGCCGGAAGACAAGCUUCAAUAUUCUCUUGAGGUGUUCAAUCUGCUUCACAAUGGAGGAUUGUUGAUCGACGAUAUUCAAGACGACUCAGUAGUCCGCCGUGGGAUGCCAGCGGCUCACUGUGUAUAUGGUCUGCCGCUGACAAUCAACGCAUCUCUUCAUGUCUUUCUUUUGGCGAUGGACAAACUAUAUCACAUGAACCCGAAGGCAGGUAAAAUAUGUUCAGAGCACUAUCUAGACGUGAUUCGUGGCCAAGGUCUAGAACUGUAUUGGCGGGAUAAAUUCGUAUGCCCGACUGAAGAAGAAUAUGAAGAUAUGGUCCAUAGAAAGACUGGUGCCGCAUUUUUAAUGGUGGUUCGAACGCUCCAACUGUUUAGUGAAAACAAAACGGAUUAUGCGGAGUUUAUCAGAAUACUUGGAAAGUAUUACCAGAUUAGAGACGACUAUUGCAAUCUCACACAACAGGAGGCAUUAGAAGAAUGGCCAAACGCUGAAGACACCGAUGCAAAGGAGGCGUGUUUCUGCGAAGAUCUCACAGAAGGCAAGUUCAGCUUACCAAUCAUCCAUUCCCUCAAAACGAAAGAAGGAGGACAAAUAUUGAGUAUUCUACGGCAAAGGACUCGCGAUGACGAAGUGAAGCGACGCUGCGUAUCGCUGCUGGAGAAGGCCGGCAGUUUGGAAUACACGCGCCAAGUGCUAAGGGACCUUGACCGCGCGGCAAGGGCAGAGUUAUCUCGCCUCAACGGAAACCCGCUCAUGGAAGCAGUUCUCAACGAUCUCUUAAGUUGGCAAGAUCAAAAGAAAUCUCGCGAAUGCAGCGGGUAGACUAAAAAUCAGUGACGUCACGGACUGGAAUAAUAUCAUGCAUGGGCCCAAGGUUCGAACAGUCCAGACAAGACAGUCGAGAGGUCGUGAAACGAGAAGAUUUAAGUUUAAAAAAAAACGUGACGAUUUUUCUGGGACCCCAUCCAAUGAAUUCGGUAUUUCUCUCAGAUGUUAUAGUUAUGUUAAUGCUGAAAAUUAUAAACAAUUGUAUCAGUUUGCAUUUCUUCGAAUGUUUUAUGUAAGUAGGUUUUAGACGUGUUAUUUUCAAUUAAGUAUGUAUUUAUGCCUAUGUUUUAGUUUAGUCCAUAUUAUUUUUUUAAUUAAUAUUUAUUUAUUAACAUUUUAUAUUUAAAUAGUGGGAAUACACCAAAGAACGCCAACAAAGUAGUUUUUAUUGAACUAACUAUUCUGAAGUAUACCUAUCUUAAUAUCUAAGAAUUUUCAUUUAAUAAUUUAUCAUAAAAGCUUUCGCCUUUAUAAUAUUAUUUUAUUUUUAUUCUUUACAAGUUAGCCCUUGACUACAAUCUCACCUGAUGGUAAGUGAUGAUGCAGUCUAAGAUGGAAGCGGAUGUGUUAGGAGGAGGAUGAAAAUUCACACUCCUAUCCUUUAAUAUUAGUGUGAUUCUGAUUACCUCGAUGAGUAAUGCUAAAUCGAUUAUAAUGAAACUGCUUCCCGUAACAAAAUAAAACAAAUAACGAAAUUUAAAAGUGCUUUAUUCAUUUUUUUGUCACAAACUACAUAACUGCGACUCUACCAGUAGUCAAGGUUUUCGUUGGACCAAAAUGCUCCCAUACAUAAUAAAAUUAUUUUGACAUAAAUAAAAUCUAUUAUUACUAAAAAAGAAUUAUAAUUUAUAUUAAUUUUAAAUUUCAUUACUACAAAGAAAAAAUACAUUAAAAUCUAAAAAAAACAUAUACAAAUAAUCUCUCUUAAAUUGAAACUAUAAUAAAAAAAAGACAAGCAAUAUUUUCAUUUUCUUUCAAUGGAAAAAACAUAAUGUUUUAUCACAAUGUUAUGGACUCUAGCACUCCCAGUAGAUUUUCUAUCAAAUAUACAUAAAGUUACAAUUUAAAAGUAAGCAAAUUUUUUUU
Bicyclus anynana (squinting bush brown) is the source of this 2349-nucleotide messenger RNA. Its product is annotated as terpene synthase-like. The coding region runs from base 307 to 1257 and encodes 316 amino acids. The transcript has 9 exons. Gene Ontology annotation, biological process: isoprenoid biosynthetic process. Gene Ontology annotation, molecular function: prenyltransferase activity. NCBI's taxonomy places the organism in Eukaryota, Metazoa, Arthropoda, Insecta, Lepidoptera, Nymphalidae. The record is from RefSeq and is a predicted model, not a curated record.